UGACUCCCCAUUCCCAUUUCCCCAAAAAUUUUUAUCCAAAUUUGAUCAAAUGAAAUUGAUAAAAAAUAAAAAACAAUUCAUGACAUUUUUGUGAUAGUAAAGUGCCUCCGUGAAUGAACAUUUAUAUCUAUUAGUUUCCUUAAUAUGUCCAGUAGUUCUAGAAUUCAAUACAGAAUGGAGAAUCUAAUGGAUGAUGCUCUGAAUAUACAAAAGUUGCUGCCAUGGAUUGAAUCUGAUGAAGAUAUCAUUAACUUCAUGAGACGAGUUCCACUAGAUCACAGUCAUUUGAGAAAGCAGCUGACAAUCUAUCACUUCUUGAAGAAACAAGAUGAACAAGAACUCAAUUUCCAACAACAAAUUGAAGAUGACGCCAGAGAAAUUGUUAUGAUGUUGCCUGAUGUGCCAUACAAGGAGAUAAAAGAACGUUUGUGUGUCCUAGGGAACAUGACAAAUCGUAAAGAAGUUGUCUUGAGACAGCUACUAUUCAGCAAUAAGGAUAUUGAAAGGGUGCUUUAUGAGAUGUAUUUCGAUUGCCGAAAUAAAAGGAAAUCAGACUCUUUGGUGGACCAUGAAGAUUUAAAUAAUAGUGAGACUAAUAUCAAUAUCAAGAUAAGGCGGGUGCAAGGUACUCUGGAAGUAGUAUCAAGGAUAAAACAAGAGACAAUUACCAGUCCACAGCCCAGAACUGAUUCUAGUCCUCAGAAAAAUCAAGAAAUGCCUACUAACAAAGAUCUACAACUACCUCAUUCCUCUACAGCUUCAGUAGUGUUGAAAACAAGUAAUCAAAAACCAUGUACGGCGGUGUGUUCAACAACAAGACCUGGUAAAGACAUUUACAAACUGCUGAAUAGUAAUGAAGAACAUGUAUCCAGAAGCAAUAUCUCUGAAUUGAAGGAAUUAUUGCCAAAUCCUGUCCAAGAAGUUAAAAAAACAAAAAAUGAUAUGGAUUCUGCUGAUGUAUCAUUAGUGCCAACUAUCGAUUUGCUCAAUAAUAAUAUACCAAAACGAGAGAAAUUCGAUUUGGUUCAAUAUCUGAAAGAAAUUACCCAAGCCGAUGAGAAGAGAGUGAAGUCAAUCUGUCAAAGGUACAACGCCUCAUUGGACACCAAACCUGAAAUUCGGCUAUUAAACCAAAUAUUGAAUGCGUUUAUGGACGAUGAUGAUGAUGAAGAUGAUUUCAUAUUGCUGGAUGAUAGUAGAGUGGAUAUCUCUGAUAGUGAAGACAGAAUGUUAAGUGAUUUAGUCAUGCCAGUAAAUGGAAAUCCCGAUUCCACAACGGGUCAUCCAGACGGUGUCCGCGACUCCCUUCCUCACCAUAUGGACGAAACUGUCGUCGUGGAAUCGACGCCGAAACGCCCCGUCAUCGCUCCUGCCAGACUGACCCCCGGCGUCGUCAAGCCUUCUGAACCGCUCAAUCUCAGCUCGCCGAACAGGCCGAUCAUCCAGCCGGCCAGGCUGAUCCCGCAGCCUCCCAGAGAGCUCCCGCAACCAAUCAGAGAUCUUCCGCAGCCUUCCAGGGAGCUAGGCGGAGGCCGAAAGGAGCCGGAAGAGAUGCCGGCUCUGCCGCAGCAGUAUUUGGAGAGGGCUGCCAGUACUGUAUCAAACUUAGAAUCUGUCAGUGUGGAACAUGUACCUACUACUUCCACUGGAGCCAUCAAGAAGAAGAGAAAGGUUUUGGACGAGAAGCUGGUUUUCAGGUUGAUGGAAAUAUUUACCGAUACCUGUCCCGAUUAUAUAAGAAAUAUUUGUGAAGGAAAAGUGUGGUCUGAAUUCGAUGAUGUCGUCACUAUAAUUUUGUCAAAUGAAAACCACCCUAAGAGGCAGCAAAAAGUACAAAGUCCACCGCGAGAAGUGACUAUCGAAGAUCAACUAGAAAUAGUCAAGGCCCUCUUACCUGACGCCGAUCCAACAUACUUGAGAUGCAAAGUGGAAGAGUUUGGAUCGGAUCAGGAUAGACUUAACGAAUUCAUUUUCCAAGCCAACGAAACAAAGUCCUAUCCAACCAUGAAGGAAUAUUUGAGGAAACAAAAACUAUCAGCUCAAUCUAAGCAGUACACCACCGAGUUCAACGUGGAAAAUUUCGUGCAACUCUUUCCGGAGCCGGAGAAAACGUUCAGCGACCCGAAACGAGCCGUCAAAGUGGACAACUACACUUCCCUGUAUAUCCUCAACUAUUUCCAGAAAAGAUUCGAUAUGAUUUCGGUCAAAUACAUUCGGUCGGCCCUUGCCCAGGAGUCGUAUAGGAUAGUACCCAGCGAUAAGAUACUCAUGGAUCUUAUGAAAGCGAAUAAAACGUUGAAGAAUAGGAGGAAACAUUGCAAUGAUUUGAUUGAUAUUCCGCAAAAUAUUGCCGUCUUACAAGAGCUAGCCUACCUCACUCACCAAAAAGAGAUCGAGUCCUAUAUCAAAGAAAAAAUUGAGAAAGAAGAGCGCGACAGAAAGUAUGCAAAAGAGAACGGCUUGAUGAACACUUGCAGGUGCUGCUUCGACGACGAAGUCAUGCCGAAAGACACGUUCUGCUGCCCCAACGAGUGCAUGUUCUGCAGGGACUGCAUCCUCAAGAGUUGCGAGGUCGCUCUCGGUGAGGGUAAAACCGAAUUCAACUGCCUCGAAGGUUGCGAGGUUGAGUUCACGCUGCAGACGUUGCAGAACGUCCUGCCGCCGAAGAUGUUCUCCAAACUGGCCCAAAAGAAGACUGUGGCCGAGGCGCAGGCGGCCGGCAUCGCCGAGCUGGAAUCCUGCCCGUUCUGCGACUUCGCCAGCAUACCCGACGAGCGCGACAAGGUGUUCCACUGCCUCAACGCCGACUGCAUGAAGGAGUCGUGCAGGCUGUGCCGGCAGGAGAACCACGUGCCGUACAAGUGCGACGAGGUGGAGAGAGAUGCCGACGUGAAGGCGAGGACGUACGUGGAGAACAAGAUGACGGAGGCGCUGAUCAGAAAAUGCUGGAAGUGCGGCAUGAGUUUUUUCAAAGAAGAAGGAUGCAACAAGAUGACAUGUACCUGCGGCGCUAAAAUGUGUUACCUCUGCAAAGCGCCGGUAACGGAUUAUUCGCACUUCAACGGUAUCGGCGGCGACAAGCAUCACCUUUGUCCAUUGUACAGCGAUUCGAACGCCAUCAACAAGCAAAACGUUCUGGGUGCCGCGCAAGCCGCCAAAGCCGAGGUGGACCCUGCCAGGCUCAAGAUCGACCCUUCAGCUGACAUUCAAGAACACUUUGAUCAUCGGAAGAAAGUUUUGCCUAGAGAGGCGCACCUAGAUUUGAUCAAUGCGGCAAUAAACCAUUUGGUUCCUAACCAUGGGCAGCAUCAUAGGCAUCCUCAUGGCCAUCCCCAAGGGCAGAAUCGAGGGCAUCCCAAUGGGCACCAACAUCCACAGGUGAAUUUAAUUUUAUUUGCGUCUGAUUUUGCAAUAUUAUACUUGUUGCUAUUGAAUACGAGAAGCUAGAAUUCUUGAAGCACCAAGAAUUCGAGAAGCUCCACUGUUUCGAGAAGCCCCAGCGAUUCGAGAAGCCCCAGCAAUUCGAGAAGCCCCAAUGAAUCGAGAGGCCCCAGUGAUUCGAGAAGCCCCAACGAUUCGAGAAGUCCCAGCGAUUCGAGAAGUCCAAGAGAUUCGAGAAAUCCCAGCGUUUCGAGAAGCCCCAGCGAUUCAGAAAGCCCCAGCGAUUCGAAAAGCCAAAGCGAUUCGAGAAGAUCCAGCUAUUCGAGAAGCUCCAGCUAUUCGAGAAGCCCCAGCGAUUCAGAAAGCCCCAGCGAUUCGAAAAGCCAAAGCGAUUCGAGAAGAUCCAGCUAUUCGAGAAGCUCCAGCUAUUCGAGAAGCCCCAGCGAUUCAGAAAGCCCCAGCAAUUCGAAAAGCCAAAGCGAUUCGAGAAGAUCCAGCUAUUCGAGAAGCUCCAGCUAUUCGAGAAGCCCCAGCAAUAGUUCCAGCUCAGGCUGAAAAUCGACUAGUUCAUCGGGAUAUUAAAAUGGAGAAUGAACAAUUGAAUAGAGAAUUGAAUGCACAAGUAGAACAGGCUUUAUUUCAGCCUAUUUGAUUGAUUGAAUCAUAUAAAGAUUGAAUACGAACAGAAAAUUUCAGAAUUUCAGAAUUUCAACGGGGACAAAGCCGCAGGGAGCAAAAAGGGGGAUGCCGAAAAAAACGAUCGAUCCGACCCCAAAAUCCAAGAAGGCCUCGAAGCUGUUGAAAGAACAGUCUCCCACGAGAAUCGCGUACGCGACAAGAUCGCAGAAGCGCCUGCAGGACAAAAAAGACCAGAGCUGUCAGCACUCGACCGCAGAGGAGAAAUCCAGGCUGAAAAUAAAGCUGCAAGAGACAGAGAGACUGAAAGGACAGCCGCAAGAAACAAAGAGCUUGCAGAAAGGAAAGCGCUCUUUAUGAGAGAAAGGGAAAAAAAAUGGAGAUACUAAUAGCUUCCAAGGUUGGUAGAAUUGAUGAUUAUUUGUAGAGGGAGGUUGCCUCGAUCAGAAAACAUGGUGAGGGAAGUGGUAAUUCGUGACGUAAUCGGAUCCAAAAUUUCAUCUUGGGAUCAUAUGUAUAUUUUUAGAUCACAGCUGGAUA
This is a messenger RNA of Phaedon cochleariae (mustard beetle), 4557 nucleotides long. The record is from the annotation of a GenBank genome assembly. NCBI's taxonomy places the organism in Eukaryota, Metazoa, Arthropoda, Insecta, Coleoptera, Chrysomelidae.